This is a messenger RNA of Capsella rubella, 970 nucleotides long. RefSeq names its product auxin-responsive protein IAA11. The coding region runs from base 215 to 961 and encodes 248 amino acids. Gene Ontology annotation, biological process: regulation of DNA-templated transcription. Gene Ontology annotation, cellular component: nucleus. NCBI's taxonomy places the organism in Eukaryota, Viridiplantae, Streptophyta, Magnoliopsida, Brassicales, Brassicaceae. The transcript is spliced from 5 exons. Gene Ontology annotation, molecular function: protein binding. The record is from RefSeq and is a predicted model, not a curated record.
AAGAGACAAAUCCCACCCGUCGUGUCUUCUUGUUCAUCCUUUGUUUCCCUUUUUUUUUCUUCUUUCUCACUGUUUCUGCCUUACUUAAAGUCUCAAACUUUGCUUCAAAUUCAACCCAUCUCUUCCUUCCCCUUCCCUCACAAUCGUAAUCUCCAACCACUAAUUGAUCCAUCUCUCUGUACAUAUUCUUAGCUUCCUGGGUUUGUAAUUCAAAAUGGAAGGCGGUUCCGCUAGUGGAUCAGCUUCGGCUUUAUCAAACGAUGAAAAUCUCGUCGUUUCUUGUGAAGAUUCUUCUUCUCCUGUAGGGAAUGAGCUUGAGCUCGGUCUUACUUUGAGCCUUGGUCGAAAAGGGUAUCGAGAUUGCAGGGUUCCUUACGCUGAUGAUUCUUCUUCUUCUUCUUCAUCUUCUUCUUUGAGCAGAGCUAGCGUAGUUGCUGGGAUCAAGAGAACAGCUGAUUCCAUGGCCGCAACUAGUGGGCAAGUUGUGGGAUGGCCACCAAUAAGGACUUACAGAAUGAACAGUAUGGUUAACCAAACAAAGACUUCAGCCUCUGAAGAUCAGAACUCCGAGAUUCGUCCAGAAGAAGUAAACAAGAAUAGAAUUGAUGCUACAAAGAUGAGAAACUCCAUUUUUGUGAAGGUGACUAUGGAUGGCAUUCCAAUUGGAAGGAAGAUUGAUCUGAAUGCUCAUAAAUGCUAUGAAUCUUUGUCAAACACUCUUGAAGAAAUGUUUCUGAAUCCCAAAACAGGUUCAAACACACGAGAAUGCGAUGGUCGCAUGGAAACACCGCUCAAGAUACUACCGGAUGGCUCUUCCGGAUUAGUACUAACAUAUGAAGACAAGGAAGGAGAUUGGAUGCUUGUUGGUGAUGUUCCGUGGGGGAUGUUUAUUGGUUCUGUGAGGAGGCUUCGGAUAAUGAAAACAUCAGAGGCUACUGGUAAAGCUCAAAUGAUCUUAUGAAGCAAAUAA